AUGUCUCUUCCUUAUCUCAAGUCGUUGAAAAAGCCCGAGUUGGCCGAGUUGGCCGAUCAAACCGAUCUACCUCAUUACGAUGACUAUAACAAGAAUGAUCUCGUCGUAGUCUUGGAUAGACAUCUGCGCGAGAACCGCUCUAUCUUCUCCGGACUCAAGAGCCUCUCUGAAUACUACUUACGUCUGGCCUCUCCACCCCGCAGAGGAUCGCCCGUGAAGCGCGAAACCGCGCGAACUCCGGCGCGAACUCCAGCACGUCGCUCUGCGAAGAAGGAAGUGAAGGAAGAGGAAGUCACCGAGGAUAUCGAAGCAUCUGUGCCCAGCCCCAUGGUAGUCAGCCCGACUCCCGCUGCGGCGCGCACGAGCGCACGUCAGUCUGCGCGCCAGACACCCCGCCAAUCACCUCGCCAAGCCGUUAUCUCUCCUAUCGUGGAUCCCGAGCCAUCACUGCCAGCGUCUCCAGCUGCCAUCACCGAAGCCAUCGACGCGCAGACGCUCAAGCUGCGCGAGACCAUUGAGGAUGCGUGGACUGCGUCGGGCUUUGUGGACCGUGCGCACUCUCUACGCGCAGCUUUGAGCAGUGUGAAGGCCGUCGAGAUCCUUGUGCUGCUCCUUGAGGGUGGUAGUCUGGCUAAAGAGUUGAUCCCGAUACGAUAUCUUACUACUACACCACCCGUGCAAGCGGCGCACAUCCCAGCGAUUCCCAUCCGUGUUCCUGAUCUGUUUGCGUUGCUAGAAGGGGCGUUCUGGGCGCCGUUUUCGUUGUGGUUCAUGACUUGUCUGCUUUUACCUUUAAUUUCGGCUUACUUUAUCAACUUGAGCUGGAAGGCUUCCAGCAGUGCGCGUCGGACCCGGUCUGCGCCUAAUCUUGCUCAAUUUGAUCCGUUGACUUUCAAUAUCGUCAAGGCGUUGCUGGUGCACCUUGUGUUUGGGAAGGGGUUCAACUUCUUUGGUUUCUAUAGCGGGUAUGCUCUUGAAAAGGUUAUUGACUCUGUCCCUGGUGGAGACCUCGGUCUCUUGACUGGAACUGCUAUUGGCGGCGUUGGUGCUCUGUACGAGGCUAUUCUGCACCAUUAG
Penicillium coprophilum is the source of this 1077-nucleotide messenger RNA. RefSeq lists its product as uncharacterized. The transcript is spliced from 3 exons. NCBI's taxonomy places the organism in Eukaryota, Fungi, Ascomycota, Eurotiomycetes, Eurotiales, Aspergillaceae. Gene Ontology annotation, cellular component: membrane. The coding region runs from base 1 to 1077 and encodes 358 amino acids. The record is from RefSeq and is a predicted model, not a curated record.